Messenger RNA from Alosa alosa (allis shad), 7805 nucleotides. It is a transcript of the gene gpr179, whose product is annotated as G protein-coupled receptor 179. NCBI's taxonomy places the organism in Eukaryota, Metazoa, Chordata, Actinopteri, Clupeiformes, Clupeidae. Gene Ontology annotation, molecular function: G protein-coupled receptor activity. The record is from RefSeq and is a predicted model, not a curated record. Gene Ontology annotation, cellular component: membrane. Gene Ontology annotation, biological process: G protein-coupled receptor signaling pathway.
AGGAGCGAGGAGGCUCUGAUACAGGUGAUGCACUGUCGGUACGGAUCUUUCUCUCACUCUCUCUCUGUCUCUCUCUGUCUCUCUCUCUCCCUCCCUCCCUCUCCCUCUCUCUCUCGUUCCUGUUCCUUCUCACUGUUUUCCAUCAAUUGUACCCAGUGAGGACCAGCCUCCAGUCUCUGCACAGCCGUUGAGAAGCGGUCAGUUCAGGAUUAGCUGUUGUUUUACCGUCCUCUGCGUGUGGAUGCAGAUGUUUUUAGAUGAGAGGUGGGAAAGGGGAAAUUAGGCGCGUCACUUUAAAAACAUCACGCAGGGGAAGCGACCGCCACCUCCAUGCACAAGUGAGCACGGCUAACUACACCUGCUGGACGUCGGAGGAGCCGGAGUGCAUGCCUGCAGCCGCGGGAGAGGAGGAGGAGAGACGAGACGAAGGAGAGCGGGACAAGAGGGGGGCAUGCGAGAGAUCCCUCGAGCGCGCGGACCGGGCAGACGAGUGAGAGUCGACGAGAUGACAGAGAAGAGUGGCGUUUUCUGACCGGGAUUUACAAGCUGAGGGUAAUAACUGGAGGUCACUGAAGAGGAGGCUACUUUGCUGAACUGCUGUCUGCUGAGAGGAUGGGAUGUCCUGUCUCCACACAGCUGCUGUUAGCACUGCUGCUGCUGCUGCUCCAGCUGCCGGGGCACCUGGGGCAGGUCACUCCAUCUCUGGGCACGGGACCGUCCGGCUCCCCGCUGCCCACCUCCCCCAUGUCCUCCACCGGGACAGGGGGAGAUGGUGUGGCUGAGACCGGCUCUCCCUCUAACACCACGGCCGGUCCGAGCCUGGUCACCAGCACCGGGGGUGAGGCGGUGGUGACGGAGGCGGUGGAGGAGGACUGGUCUCCGGCGGAGGCGUACCUUUACAGCGGCGACGCUGCCGCUCUGGGUCUGGCCACCUGCCCGCGGUCGUACCGCCUGUCCCCGCCACGCGGCCGGCCGCCCCCGGACCUGGGCCCGCUGCUGCGGCCCGUCACCACAUCGUUGGCCAACGCCGCCAACUUCCUCAACCUGAUCUUCCAGGCCAGCGAGCUGCGCGAGACCAGCAUCCGCGAGGACCUGGAGUGGUACCACGCACUGGUGCGGUCACUGCUAGAGGGCGACCGGCCGGGCCUGGUGCGCCGCGCGCUGCUCACCUUCGACGCCGACCCGCUCUCCCUGCAGCCCCAGCUGGUCCUCCGCGCCUCCCAGGGGCCCCUGGGCCUCCGUAGCGGCGGUGGCGGCCGCCCCCCCUUCGUCCCCUCCGGUCCGCUGCGGGAGAUCUACCUGCAGGACUUCACGUCCACCUGGGACGACCUCCACCCGGCGCCCCCGGCGCCCGACGACAGCUGGUUCACGGCGCUCAAGUUCGCCGCGCCGCCACAGGUGCUCGCGGGACUCAGCAAACGGGCACUCGUCAACGACCUGACCACCUUGGAGACGCCCAAGUGGGCGCGUGGGGACAGCUAUGUGGCCAACAGCAGCGGCGCGUGCUGGGCCGACGCAGCCUUCCUGGAGUGUGAGGACGGACGCUUCCUGCCCGGCUGGCUGCUGACCCUCACCAUGCCGUUUUACGGCCUCAAGCCUGACCUCAGCCCUGAGUUUAGAGGUGUAAUUCGUGUGGACGUCAACGUUCAGGGCUACGAUAUCGACCAGUGUGCCACGGGGGACGUGUGGUUCGCGGACACUCACCAGUGCAACCGCACCAGCAUGGUGUGUGAGCCCAUACCUGGUCAGGGGUUCCGACUGGGCCAGUACUGCUGCCGCUGUAAAGAGGGAUUCUACAGCCCUGCCCAGGCUGCCCGGGCCACAGGCCCCAAAGGUGGCCAUGCCAACGGUACCCAGGCCUGCUACCCCUCCAUGCCCGUGUGCCUGCCCUGUUGGCCGGGCUGCGCUCACUGCGAGGACGGCUCUCCAUGCCGGGUCCGGGUGGACUGGCUGCUGCGGGGGGCCGUGAUGACGGUGCAGGCACUCUUCAUGGUGCUGAUCUUCCUCAGCAUGCUCAUCACCUACCAGAACCGGGGGAGCAAGAGGAUACGUGCGUCGGGUCUCCUGCUGUUGGAGACGAUCCUGUUUGGGUCCCUGCUGCUCUAUUUCCCAGUCUUCAUCCUGUUCUUCAGGCCCAGCACUUUCCGCUGUAUCCUGCUUCGGUGGGUCCGACUGCUGGGUUUCGCCAUCGUUUACGGCACCAUGACCCUGAAGAUGUACAGGGUUCUGAAGGUGUUCCUGUCGCGCACAGCCCAGAGGGUGCCUUACAUGUCCAGCACCAGCCUGCUGAGACUGCUGGGAGUCAUGGUGGCCACCGUGAGCUGGUUCCUGUGCGCAUGGACCGCCGGUGUCCUGCAGAACCGCGACCGCAACGUCCCGCUCUUGGUCACCUCCACCACAUCGAAUGGCCAGGCCUUCAACCAGUGUGACAUUGACCGCUGGGACUAUAUGAUGGCUUUGGCGGAGCGCCUGUUCCUCUGCUGGGGCCUCUUCCUGUGCAGCGCAGUGAAGCCAGUGCCCUCGGCCUUCCACGAGCCUCGCUACAUGAGCAUCGCCAUCCACAACGAGAUGAUCCUGUCCUGCAUGUUUCAUCUCCUCCGGUUUUCCCAUCACAGUCUCCAUCCAGACUGGACCCUACUGCUUGAGUUCACUCAUACUCACGCCACUAUCACUGUUACAUUGGGACUGCUCUUCGUUCCAAAGUUCCUACAUGUGACCAAACCGGGGCGGGAGGUGAUAGCAGCUGAGGUGUAUGAGGAUGAGGUGGACCUGCGACGUUCCUACCUCAACAGCAGCUUUGUCUCUGCCUGGAGUGAUCAUGUGGAGCAUGAGGACAUCCGGGAUGAGCUGAAAAAGUUGUACUCUCAGCUGGAAAUCCACAAGACCAAAAAGAUGGCGAACAACAACCCCCACAUUUCUAAAAAGCGAAGCUCGCGUCUGGGGAUCGGGCGUUCCAUCAUAAAGCACAUAACCGACUUCCCAGGGACCAUAUCACGGCAGCAUAGCCGAGAGGAUAGAAGUGGAACGCAUUCUCCAUCACCAAGCCUGUUUUCUGCCAGCUCUAAGAAGCCCAGUGAAAUCACCUACAUCACCUACAGGGAGGAUUACUCCAAAGAGCCAUCACCAAACAUUGUACCCAAGUCCCAGACUGCUUUUGACAAUACUCCUUCAAGGACUCCUUCAAGAACUCCUUCAUUUGCUGGGUCUUUAACACCAAUAUUAGUGGACAAGAGGGCCUCCCAGUACUCACAACAUUCACAACAUUCCCAAUACUCACAACUCUCCCAACAUUCACAGUACUCACAAGCGGAGUCUCUGGACGCACCGCCAAUGGUCUGCAAGUCGGCGAGUGCACACAAUCUUUCUGUUGACAAAAACUUCCUUCAUCCCGAUGACAGCAGGCAGAAGAAGUCACUGAGUGCUGUGGUGACUAGCACAGACUAUUACUCCCUGAUGGAAGAAGCCGCACAGAGUGGCCCCACGACUCCAGUACUAAAACACGUUGGCAGCAUAAAAGAGCAGACAUCUCAGGCCCUUCUUGCUGAAUCGUUUGACAAAGCUGAAGUCUGCCCUUGGGAAGUUGAGGAAGAGAGGCGACCGAGCAAGAAACAUGUUACUAUCUCUAUAGCUAACGAUAAGAAUGAGGAAGAUGCGCCCGCCGAGAAGUCACCCACCUUGAUAAUUUGCCCAUGGGAGAACGUUGAGCAACUGCCUUCGGCCACGAAGCAAAAGAGCAUCGACAGCGUGGACUCAGACGGCGACUCCGUUAGACUGAAGGCUCCAAUCUCCUCGAGUGCUCCAGUGUCGCCAUCGGCAACUGGCAAGGAGAUUCGUGUCUUUUCAUUCCGCCCCACCACCAAAAGCCUCCUCCAUGCUAGGGGCCUAUCGACUGAUAAAACCAAACUCACUGCGACCCUUUCUGUAGAUGUGGCGAAGAAAACCCCGCAGCUCCAGAAAAGGAGCAUGACAACAACAGACCUGAAACCAUUACUUAUGAAGCAGAAUGCAAUAAGACUUUCCUCCACUGAAUCUGCAGACAGGAGCCCUAGGAGAAAGCCUAACCCUGAAGUUCUCGUCUGUCCCUGGGAGUCUGACUUGGAGCUAAACAACACCAAAGGUCCAGAGAGGAUCUAUGAGAAUGUAAUCACACCUCAGAGCAGUUUGAAGAGUAUAGGUUCUGAUGGAAGGGGCAGAUCCAUGCUGCAAGUGCCACCCAGGAGGCAACAAAGCAUAGUGGCUGAUGUUUGUCCCUGGGAGGUGCCAAAACCCCCGGAAGCUAUGGUGUGUCCUUGGGAUGCGCCAGAUGCCACUGUACCUGAGGUUAGAGAAGGUUCCCUCAAGUCAAAUACUGGGGUGCCAAAACCAACUGAGAGAGUGAUUUAUGUCAGUCACUCCGGGGGGACGCCAGAGCCUGGUAGAGCGCCAAAGACACAGGAGACAGUGCCUGCUGAGGUGUGCCCGUGGGAGUCGGGGGAACCUGUGCAAAAGCAAGACAGCGCCAAGGCGAAUGUGUGCCCGUGGGAGUCGGGGGAACCUGUGCAAAAGCAAGACAGCGCCAAGGCGAAUGUGUGCCCGUGGGAGUCGGGGGAACCUGUGCAAAAGCAAGACAGCGCCAAGGCGAAUGUGUGCCCGUGGGAGUGGGAACCUGUGCAAAAGCAAGACAGCGCCAAGGCGAAUGUGUGCCCGUGGGAGUCGGGGGAACCUGUGCAAAAGCAAGACAGCGCCAAGGCGAAUGUGUGCCCGUGGGAGUCAGGGGAACCAGCCGCCGCUGAGGAUAAAAAAACAUCACAGAGUGUAAUUAAGAAAUUCCCACAGCUGACAAAACAGGUGACAGUUAACGUGGAAGCCUGCCCAUGGGAUUCCCCAGAUCAACCUGAACCAGGUAAAAUAAAUAUUUGUCCUUGGGAGGCCGAUAGUCCAAAACCUCCAUUGUCAAAGCAGGCAGCUGUGGUCCAUUCAAGCCAGGAGUCUAUAAAUACGAAAACAGAGCCUAAACAGACUCCAAAACUACAACAGCAACACAGUGUUCAUGCAAAUGUCUGCCCUUGGGAAACAGAAGAAAGCUCAACACCGAAGGACGGAGAAGCAACAAAAGGUCCAGUUAAAGCUGCCCCUAGAAUAUCCCCAACACUGUCCAAGCAUUCAACAAACACAGCCGAAGCAUGUCCUUGGGAUUUCCCUGCACCGCCAGCGGAUGUCUGCCCAUGGGAGGUCGAAAGCGCAGAGCCACAACCUACUCAAACUAAACAGGUGAGUAGGACAUCGUCCAGACAAGGGUCCACCUCAUCUAAAGCUAGCGCUAAGCAAUUCCCAAAACAAGACAGCGUCAGAGGGAAUGUCUGCCCAUGGGAGGUCGAAAGCGCAGAGCCACAACCAACUCAGAUUAAACAGGUGAGUAGGACAUCGUCCAGACAAGGGUCCACCUCAUCUAAAGCUAGCGCUAAGCCAUUCCCGAAACAAGAUAGCGUCAGAGGGAAUGUCUGCCCAUGGGAAUCUCAGGAACCUGAAGGGUCAACACAACAAGAUAGUGCCAAAGCUAACGUCUGUCCAUGGGAAACAGAAAGCACAGAAAAGGGAAGUACAGGUGACAAGCUCAAACAUCAAGGAAGUGUAGCCGCUGACGUCUGUCCGUGGGAAACCGAUACACCAAAAAGGCAAGACAGUGCUCGGGGAAAUGUUUGUCCAUGGGAGACAGGAGGCACUGAGGAAGCGAAGGCAGAUGACAGCACUGCUGCCGCCGGCACCACCGCCGGCCAAGAGAACGCAGAACAAACUGCAGUACCGGCUGCAGAACAAGAAAAUAUACAAUCUCCAACUCUAAGCUCACAAGAGCUGGACUCAGAGAGAUGCAACACGCCCCUGGAGCGUCGCGACGCUCUGUGCCCGUGGUCCACGGAGAGGUCACAACAUGACAACAACUCCGAUGUGUUCACCUGGGAGGAGAACAUUCCAGAGGAGGAUGAGGACCUGGACGCUGAAUGCGCAGCAGAAGCAUUUGUCUUCCCACCUGACUUGGACUAAGAUUUUGCCAUAGCAUUGACUGUAAACCCUUGCCAUCACAAACAGCCUGCCUGCCAGUGAAGCCAAUGAUGAGAGACAUAGAUCACUCAGUUUGUGAUUCAGAGGUCAGGGUUGUGACAGGGUGGCUUAGCCCACCCAUUCACGAACACCAUCAUAAUGGACAUAAUUGGCCAGACGGCUCUCCCAAGUCCCCACACUCCCUCUACCCUUCAACUUCAUAUUAUAUGUAACUUUUAUGUGUGAAGUAGUGUAUCCCACUUUCUUAGCUCAUGUAAUGCUUCAUUAGCCAAAAAUCUAAAUACUUAAACGGAGAUUUCUAAAUAUCCAUUGGUCUGGGGAAGUUGUGCUCAUAGAAUGUGUAUCAUAUUUUUUCUGAUAUGUCACAAUUCCUCAUAAGCUUCUCCUGAAAACAGUUGCUAUUAACAGAUGUUUUUCCAAACCAUUUAAUGAGAGUUGUUCUCAGUGACAUAGCCUACUAUAGAAAAGAAUGCACUGGACAUUCCAUCCUACUGAGGAGUGAAGGCAAAGAUUCUUUAGUUACCAACUUUAUUAGCCGUCUCUGGUGAAGGACUUCUGAAAUAAAUUGUCUUUGUGAUUCCAUGGCAACGAGAGCAUAAAGUGAUUCAAAGCACUGUCUUCAUAUGUUCUGGUCUGUGCAGCCAAAUUCUCCAAAUGCUGAGGUCAAAGUGAGAGGCGUUGAACUCCAAUGAUGACAUUGUCGUGUUUUCAGAGGUCCAUAGACAUCUCAAAAUGUCAGCUGAAUAAUUUCAAUCUUGUAUCUUAGAUACUGUGAGAAUGUAAACUCCUGAAACUGUUUGAUAUGCCCGCAGUUACAAAUUAUAGUACAGAAUUGUUGUCAUGACAAAAAGGUUUGUCAGCAAGGUCCCUGAAAACUGUUUGCAAUGGUCACUAAUGAUAACUUUCAUUAGACCUUCAUGGAAUGGUGCAACAUGCCCAUAUAAGUAUUGCAAUCAAACAAAAUGUUAAAAACAUGAUUUAAUGAUUAUAUGAUUCUAUAAAAAAUAACUCUAAAUAAGGAAUAAACACUAUAAUGUAACUGUCAGUUAUGGGUUUCAAUUAUUUUGAGUAAUCUUUCAGCUAGAUACAUUUGUUCUUAUUGCAAUUUAAAAUUAUAUAUAAAGUACAAAAGUAGAACUGUUUUAAUUUAUAUUUUCAAUGCAAUCUUGGGGAGGGGGGUUCACAUCUGUGCCAUACUGAUAAUUUUGUUAUAGGUUAGUGAGGAUGUUGGGCAUGUAGCGGCCAGGUUAUCCUCUAUGGAACACAGGUGGUCAGUUCUUCUGUAUGUGUAUCAGAUAAGUUGUAUGAAUCCCUUCUUUUAAAUCUCAUAUCCCAAUGAUAUUGUCUUAAUGUCCCGGUGAAUAUUUAAGUAUUUAUUUUAAAAUUCUUACUUUUAAACUUGAGGCUUGUUGUUGCAGAAAUGUUUGCAUGCAGAUAAUAAAACACAUCCUCUUUGCAAUCUUUGUAUUGGAUGGACAGUAAAGUGUAUUCUCCUUUAAUUUCAGUGAACUGAAAUGUUUACCGCAAUUUACUAUUUCACUUGUUGUGUUUUGUGGUCCUUGAAUGGAUGAGGUGUUUUUCGCAUGAACCUUUGUAAGUAAUUCCUUUUUUGUAUGAUACCAUCUGUCGGAUUAAAAGCAGUCAAUGUAAACGUCACAGAGCUCAUCUGACCAUGCCACAGUGAAGAGGUUUGAGGGAUGUUUUAUUUUUGUAUUUCUGAGAUGUUUAUGAAAUAUUCAUGGAGACAAUAAACUUCUCUGAACUGC